Molecule: messenger RNA, 754 nt
Organism: Hordeum vulgare subsp. vulgare (domesticated barley)
Lineage: Eukaryota; Viridiplantae; Streptophyta; Magnoliopsida; Poales; Poaceae
Product: NADH dehydrogenase [ubiquinone] 1 beta subcomplex subunit 7
Exons: 2
Coding region: 179-514 (111 amino acids)
Cellular component (GO): mitochondrion
Source: RefSeq, a predicted model, not a curated record
UCCCAGUCCCAGCCACAGGCCCCGACUCGAGCCCGCCCGAACCCAGACAACACCACCCGCAGUCCAAAACUCGAGAGCGACCGGAACCCACCACCACUCUCUCGCCCGGACCACGCGCCGCACCAAACCCGCACAGCCCAUCGGCGACCUCGCCGGAGAAGAGAGAAGAAGGUGAGAGAUGGAAGCGGCGGCGGCGGCGGCCGGCGUGCAGCUGGGCUCCUCGAAGCCGCAGAUCGCGACCCAGGCGGAGAUGGCGGAGGCGCGCCUGCCGAUCCCCUACCGCGACCAGUGCGCCCACCUCCUCAUCCCGCUCAAUAAGUGCCGCGUCUCCGAGUUCUACCUCCCCUGGAAGUGCGAGCCCGAGCGCCACUCCUACGAGAAGUGCCAGUACGAGCUCGUCAUGGAGCGGAUGCUCCAGAUGCAGAAGAUCCGCGAGGCGCAGGGGGGCGCCAAGGUCAAGGGCAGCGUCACCAUCGGCGUGCCCCUCGCCCCUUCCACCGCCAAGCUCGCCUGAUCCGUCAGAUUCAGGAUGGGUUGGUCACUAGAGCUCGAAGGGCGCUAUGCUUGCAAGGAUCAUGAAUGUUGUUCUUGUAUGAACAAAACAUCUGUUUGAAUUAACUCCUGUCUUGUUCCCCUCCUUCCUUUUUCUUUUUCGGUGCGAGCACCUACCGGUUUUUUAAAGUUUGAUGAUGGAAUAAGGGACUAGAUGUCUAUACUCGAUGAGCGAAAUGACACCUUGAAGUUUUGAAAUGCA